AUGAUAGCACGAUUCGAUUUAAACAUCGACUGGUCGCAAGUGAAUCUCGAGGCGCUUCAGUUGCCUGAGGGCGAGGAUUUCGACAUCAAGAGCGAGGACGAGGAGGAGGAGUUAGAGGUGGUUGAAACCGAGACGGGCUUCGGAAACGUCAUCGUCGUUGAUAACCUGCCCGUCGUGCCGCCCGAAAAGUUUGAGAAGCUGCAGACCGUGGCCAAGAAGAUUUUCGGGCAGAUUGGGCUGAUUCGGGAGGGGGGGCUGUGGAUGCCCGUGAAUAAGGAGACGCAGAAGACAAAUGGAUAUGCCUUUAUCGAGUACGCCACUCCCCAGGAGGCGCAGGCGGCGCGGGAGCAGAUGGACGGGUACAAGCUGGACAAGGCGCACGUCUUCAAGGUCUCCAUGUUCGACGACUUCGACAAGUACGCGCGCGUGCCCGACCAAUACGUGCCGCCGCCGCAAAAGGAGUACACGCCCUCGGAGAACCUGCAAUGGUUCGCGGCGGACGAGCGCGGGCGCGACCAGUUUGUGAUUCGCUUCGCGUCCGAAACCGAGGUCUACUGGAACGACGCGCGCGCCGCCAAGCCCGACCCCGUCUACCGCCGCACAUUUUGGACGGAGAGUUUUGUGCAGUGGUCGCCGCUGGGCAGCUAUCUCGCGACCAUCCAUCGCCAGGGCGCCGCCAUCUGGGCCGGCCCCUCGUGGCAACGCAUCAUGCGCUUCGCUCACCCUCAGGUGCGUCUGAUAGACUUCUCGCCAGGGGAGCGCUUCCUGGUGACUUACAGCAGCCACGAGCCGGCUAACCCGCGGGACACGCAGAAGGUGGUGUUGAACGUGUUUGAUGUGCGCACGGGCAAGAGCAUGCGCGAGUUCAAGGGGGCGGCUGAUGACUUCGCUACUGGUGGUGCUGGUGGCGUAGCUGGCGUGCAGUGGCCUGUCUUCAGGUGGGCGGGCGGGCGUGAAGACAAGUACUUUGCGCGCUUGGGCAAGAACUGUGUGUCAGUCUACGAGACCAGCACUAUGUCUCUGCUGGACAAGAAGUCCCUCAAGGCGGAUCACGUGCAGGACUUCACGUGGUCGCCGGCUGAGCCUAUCCUGGCUAUGUACAUCCCUGAAUCCAAUGGGGGGAAUCAACCUGCCAGGGUGAGUCUCAUCGCGAUCCCAUCCCGGGAGGAGCUGAGGCAGAAGAACCUGUUCAGCGUGAGCGAGUGCCGCAUGGCCUGGCAGAGCGCGGGCGAGUACCUGGCAGUCAAGGUCGACCGCUACACCAAGACCAAGAAAACCACCUACUCGGGCUUCGAGCUCUUCCGCAUCAAGGAGCGCGACAUCCCAAUCGAAGUCCUCGAGCUAGAAAACAAGAACGACAAAGUGAUAGACUUUGCGUGGGAGCCGAAGGGGCAUAGAUUCGCCGUGAUUCACGGGGAUGGACCGAAACCCGACGUGUCGAUUUACACGAUGAAGCCGGCGGGGGCGGGCGGGGCGGGGGGCGUGGUGAAGGUGGCGAAGCUGGCGACGCUCAAGGGGAAGCAGGCGAACACGCUGUGCUGGUCGCCCAUGGGACGGUUCCUCGUGCUGGCGGGGCUCAAGGGGUUCAACGGGCAGUUUGAGUUUUUCAACGUUGAUGAGCUGGAGACGAUGGGCACUGGGGAACACUUCAUGGCGACGGACGUUGAAUGGGAUCCCACCGGCAGGUACCUAGCGACAGCAGUGACAUCAGUGCAUCAGAUGGAGAACGGAUUCCACAUCUGGUCCUUCAGUGGCCGCCUGCUCUACCAGCUGCCGCGCGACCGCUUCAUGCAGUUCCUGUGGAGACCCCGUCCCCCGUCCCUGCUGCCCGCAGAAAAAGAAGCGGAAGUUUCCAAGAACCUGCGCAAGUACAGCCGAAAGUACGAGGUGGAGGAUGAGGAGGCCGGGGCGGCGUCGAGCGCAGCGGAGGUGGAGAGGCGGCGCAUUGUCAUGGACGAGUGGCGGCAGUGGCAGGCGGAGUGGCGGCACAUUGACGAGCAGGAGGAGAAGCUGCUGGCGGCGAUCAGGGGAGGCGUGAAGGAGGAGGAGGAGGAGUAUAAGGCGGAAGAGGUGGAGGUGGAGGAGAUUAUCGAUAUUCAGGAGGAGAUUGAGAGGUUUGAGUGA
Closterium sp. Yama58-4 is the source of this 2124-nucleotide messenger RNA. The record is from the annotation of a GenBank genome assembly. Lineage: Eukaryota; Viridiplantae; Streptophyta; Zygnematophyceae; Desmidiales; Closteriaceae.